Messenger RNA from Penicillium oxalicum, 306 nucleotides. RefSeq lists its product as uncharacterized. The coding region runs from base 1 to 306 and encodes 101 amino acids. The transcript has 2 exons. Gene Ontology annotation, cellular component: Golgi cis cisterna; endoplasmic reticulum; Golgi membrane. Lineage: Eukaryota; Fungi; Ascomycota; Eurotiomycetes; Eurotiales; Aspergillaceae. The record is from RefSeq and is a predicted model, not a curated record. Gene Ontology annotation, biological process: endoplasmic reticulum to Golgi vesicle-mediated transport; retrograde transport, endosome to Golgi.
AUGGGCAACAUCCUCUUCCUCAUCGGUCUCACUCUCAUCAUCGGCGUUCAAAAGACAAUAGUCUUCUUCACACGGCCUCAAAAACUCAAGGGCACUGCAGCCUUUUGCGCGGGCAUCAUCCUCAUUCUCCUCCGCUGGCCCUUGACGGGAUUUCUCAUCGAAUUGUACGGACUGUUCAUCCUGUUCGGCGACUUCCUCGUGACGAUCGGUCAAUUUGCCGGCAAUAUCCCCAUCAUCGGUCCCUAUAUCCGUCGUGGGUUGGAGGUUUUGGCUGGUGGGCGGAGUAACGCCGAGCUGCCUGUAUGA